Vicia faba (fava bean) is the source of this 435-nucleotide messenger RNA. Lineage: Eukaryota; Viridiplantae; Streptophyta; Magnoliopsida; Fabales; Fabaceae. The record is from the annotation of a GenBank genome assembly.
AUGGAUAACAACAAAAAGCAAACAUGGUCUUCUUCAUCAUCAACUGUAAAAUUCGAUCAACUUUUCGGCCUCAAAGACUCUUCGCCUGUGCCUUCUUCUUCCUCCGUGUUUGGCUCCAUUUUCCCACCAACACCACCACCCCAUGUUGAGGUCAGAGGAUCAAGAGCACAAGAGGUGGGAAGAAAAAAUCUCGGAACACCAGGAAGUUCUAAUAGUAACAAGAAUACUAGUAGCAAUUAUCAGAAUGUGACAGGAGAACCUAGCUACUUCAGCUCUUCAAUCCACUAUGGUGGCCAAGAAAAUUAUUCCUCAAGAAACAGGACCACUGAAUCCCACCAUGUUUUGAAGAAAGAUAAGAAUCAUGGUGACCUCAAUGGCAACAAUUCAAACAGUGCUUCAAGAGGUGAUUGGUGGGAAGGUUCCCUUUAUUACUAA